This is a messenger RNA of Oryzias melastigma (Indian medaka), 3014 nucleotides long. It is a transcript of the gene lrrc75ba, whose product is annotated as leucine rich repeat containing 75Ba. NCBI's taxonomy places the organism in Eukaryota, Metazoa, Chordata, Actinopteri, Beloniformes, Adrianichthyidae. The transcript is spliced from 4 exons. The coding region runs from base 328 to 1437 and encodes 369 amino acids. The record is from RefSeq and is a predicted model, not a curated record.
GUCGGACGCUCCACGUUGCACAAACCCAAACAGCAGCGUAAAGCAGGGAGGAUGAGGCAGCCGGAUCGCCUUCAUCAUCCCCCAAGCCUGGCACACGUAUUCCACGGACGGAGAGAUGCAACGUGUGCACGGGUGCACGAGAGAGGACAAAUGAAUGUGGGAUGAUCCUCUGCGCGUCUCUCCAGCGCAGACACCACGGCGCUGUUCUCCCCGCAGGAGGAGCAUCCUGACAGGAAGCACGGAGGCGCGUGUCCUUUUGUUAAUGUUGUUUUAGCAGCACCACUGACACCACCUGCAUCCGCGCGGCGACAACAACAACAGUCUAGCAUGGGUUCCAGACUGAGCAGGCAGAACAGCCUGGACAACGAAAAUUUCUCCAAGAAGCGACGCAAGCUUCUGCGCGGCGCCGGAGAGGGCGACAGGGGCAGCCGGGGCGGCGGGGACUUUCUGUUUGCCCUGAUGCUGAAAUCCGACAAACUGCCGGGGAUGCUGCGGAGGACGAACCACAGCCCCUACAUGAGGCGCGUGGCGUGGAUCAAGGAGAUCCAGAAGCUGCUGCGGGAGCGCAGGAUGGAGCAGGCGACCGACGUGCUCAGAUUGCUGAGAAAGGAUCUGGGAUUGGAAGGCACAUCACUGAAUGACAUCCUGUACAAAAACGCUGCCUUCCUGAACCUCGUGGACCCGAUCUCACAUGAACUUCUGCUCAGUUUAGCUCGAGAGAUGCAGUGUCCGAAGAAGGACACAGACAUUAUAAAGUCUGCUGAUAAGAUUUGUAGACAGUUGAUCUACCACCUGACCCCUCAUUCAAAGUGGCUGAGGCAGAGCAUGUCCAGACGGAAAUCCCAGGCCUGUCUGAAGACGACCCUACAGAAGAAACUGUCCAGUGACACUGUGGACUUGUCCGGAAUCCCUCUGUCCACUCGUGAUGUCCGUCAAGUUGCAUUUUACCUCCAAAACAACAGAGACAGUGUGAUGGCUGUGGACAUCAGCUUUACUGACCUCCAGGAUGAGAGCUUGAGGCUGCUGCUGCCGCUUCUGGCCUCGCUGCCCAAACUCAGCACUCUGGCUCUUAACGGCAACCGCCUCACGCUGGGUAUUCUCAAAGACCUGACGGAGAUGCUCAAAGACCCCCAGAAGUUCACCAGCUUGGCAUGGAUUGACCUGGGCAACAACGUGGACAUUUUCACCAUGCCUCAACCGCUUCUGGUCGCUCUACGCCGGCGCUGCAGCCUGAAGAGCAGCCUCCCAACCAUCUAUGAGUACACGGAGGGUCAGCCCUACUGCUACCACCUGGAGACCUCUAUUGAGGAGCCCAGCCACUACGAGGAGGAGGAGGAAGAGGACGAUGAGCUGGAGAACAAAUUUGAGUUGGAGCCUUGGGGAUUAGGAGAAAAACAGCUCUCCAAAGACUUCACCUUCCACUACUGUGAGAGGUGAUGGAGUGUUUUGUUCUGUGGGCUUUUCCGGCUGUUUCACAGCACUCUCUUACGCCCUUCACCUUUACGACCUCACACCACGAGCCCAGUCACCCUUUGAGGCACGAGGAAGACCAGUGCCCACAUUGUAAACUUCUCGUCCUGACACAGCUACCAAGCUACUCCUAACCAUCUCUGAGUAACCCACCCAAGAUUGCUGCGACGGCCAGGACGGCGAACUUACUGUGUUGGUGCUCUUGGGAACAAGAUGUGGUUUCAUUGGAGGGUGGGCUGGAAGAGUUAAAGAACAAGCGUUCCCUCCCUCUGUUUCUCCCCCUCUGUUGCUCUUUCUCCGUGACGGUGGCAGCCGAGGAGCCAGUCUCAAGCGGAUGUGAUUUAGUCGGUCAGUUGAAUCAGCGGCAUCCCCGCGGCAGCUGAAGUGGGACUCGUGUCGGUGUGGAAACAGUGUUCCUGGGUUCUCGAGCAGAGCUGAGGCUGUCCCUGGCAGGCAGGGCCUAGCUCUGCAUUGUGUGUUCUCUGUUAAUCUCUCAACAAAAGCUAUGACACAAGUUCAACAGACUAUACAGCCGACAACCCAUCACGUGACACCUAGAAAACUGCUAGGUCGACUUUUUGCCUUUUCCCCCCCUUUCCAAAUGUCCACUUGUGAAUGCCCCCGCAGCCCCUUGUGUCGAUGUAAACGAGGACACAAAAAAAUAGCCUCUGCCGUGUUUCCAUUGGCUAUUUUUGUGAACUUUGGUGAACAAAGCAAUCUUAGAAGAAAACAGGUAGGACUCAACAAUGGAAAGCUGUCGGUGUUUUUGUACUGGCCUGAGAGCCUGAUAUCCACCUUUGUAAUUACUGAGCUGCUCCAACCGCCACAGUGUUUCAGUGCAUUUGUGACACAACAGACAGAUGUUAAUCUGGGCUGCUGAGCUGUGCCCAAAACCCUACUGCCGUUUGUCUCCACAUGUUUGUCGACCUUUCCAUGUGUUGUUGCAGUGGUCCUGACACACAUCUGUGAGCGUUGGCUUUCAGUUAUAGUCCGUCUGCAGUAGCAAAACACUCCAAAGCACUUUAAGGCACUAUUUUGUUCAAAAUAUUUAAAUGGCUGAGAUUUGCAAAAGCAGACAUUGAAAGUAUACCUCCUGGAGGUGACACGGUGACCUCAAGACUGCUAAAUGUUAGAAGGAAUGUGGACAUUACCUAAUAUAUAAUAAAUGUUUAUUGCAUUUUACAUGUUUGUAAAAGUCCAAUCGCUGCUGUAAUUGUGUUAUUGUUGUGUGUUUUGUCUCUCGUCUCCGUAAUUGUAAUGAGUUUAAUUACUAUGAAAUCCAGCAACCCCCCCCCCUUCUUCAUGUAAGCCUGAGCGGUAGACAAAGAGGACAUGACUGAUGAGAUUACACAGUAAACCAGUUGGUUGAUGAAUGUUGCUCCCGUGUAGAGAGAGCACCAUUUAUGUGGAAUGUGUUUGAUGAAUGUCUUCUUGAACUCUGCGCUCAAGUCCACUUUUGUGUGUCAGUGUUGAACUUUUUCCCUGUGUGUAUUUGUCUCAAUGCCAAACUUACGACUGCCAAUAAAAGGACUGACCCAAACUAA